Aedes albopictus (Asian tiger mosquito) is the source of this 3666-nucleotide messenger RNA. RefSeq lists its product as uncharacterized. Gene Ontology annotation, molecular function: zinc ion binding; nucleic acid binding. The record is from RefSeq and is a predicted model, not a curated record. Lineage: Eukaryota; Metazoa; Arthropoda; Insecta; Diptera; Culicidae. The transcript is spliced from 2 exons. The coding region runs from base 1485 to 3662 and encodes 725 amino acids.
UUACCAUUCGGGUGGUUUACCCUAUAUAGCCAAGCAAAGUCAGGAGAGUGAGUGGCAAAUACCACUCACCAUACUACUGUUCAGGAUGAGUGGUAUCGCCCUGUUCGAAAAUUUAUAGCAUAAUAAAAGUAUCGAUUUUAUGUUGAUUUUCUUGUUUUUUGGUAACAUAAUCAUAAAUAGUCCAAUUAGAAUUCCUAUGUUUAGCUCAUUAAUAAGUUUGAAAUAAUCCCAUUAGUAUUUGUUAGGAGAUAUAGGGCUAAUAUGACUCCGUAUGUGAACGGUCAUUUUGAAUGGCAGGAGAAUAAAAUUGUUAAAACACUUACAUGCAUUCACACUUAACACAUAAGGAACUAGCGCUAACGGAUGGAUUCUGUAUCGACGGAAUUACGUUGUUAGGUAGACAAAUGGGUCUGAAUAGGGGUAGUAGGGCUUCACGUCUCGCAGUAGCUUUCUUUUCCACUCAAGCGCUCGAAGGAGCAAGAUCAGUUCAGAAGCCUAAAGUGAUCUAAAGUGAAAAUCCUAAAGUGAAGUCUAUACUUUAGCAGAAGUCUCAAUCUGACUUGUAGAAGUUUUUAUCGGUGAAGAAAGAAGAAAAGAGAAAAGAAAGAGAGAAGAGAAGAGCUAUUAGCAGGUUUUGGUGAAGAUUCAGGACCCAGCAGGUGCUGACCACGUUUUGGUCUAGCUCCAAGUUUCGACAACGUGUCAUACGACCGCCUGGUGCCCUAUAGCGAUCCGCCGUGGCGGGUUCUUCGUCGACGGCGCUCAGGGUUAAUCGCAUCCACCUCACGAGACGAGCACGUGCCCAUCCAGCAGUUCCAGCUAAGCCGGCCGGCCAUCGAAUCCUCCCCACACACACACUACACACCACACAGCGUAAGUUAUUCCUAAUAAAAAGUGAUUAACAGUAAUAGACCGAGUGCGUUGUUUUGUUCUCUGAUCAGCCCCCCCCCGUUCGCUCGUUGUCUAGCCGACCCUGGAAAAGAGGCGGGUGUAGCCCACCCCGGACGGCUUCCGCGGCUGGACCAGAAGCCAGGGGAUUUGGAGUGCCAGAACCCUUCUGGUUCGGCACUCUAGUCAGGAAUUGUUCUCUCGUAACAAUUGGCGCCCAACUUGAAAAGACAACGCUGAUCAGAUUACAAGCAACAAAUAAUACGGAGUGAGCUAGGGAUCAAGGUCAGGAACAGCUUGAAUUGCUUUGUUUGGUGCUAUAGACGGUGAAUUACUCAAAUGGUUAAUGCGAUAUCUACUCUCUCACCACAUUCGUAUGAUCUUGGUACUGCUUACUAGUGCGCGUACACUCUCAAAAGCGAAGAUUUAUUAUUGAUGGUCAACCAAAUACCGGGAGCAUUUCGUUGAGUUAGAUUUUUGGAUUAGUUUUUUUUUAAUGGGUCUUGACUCUUCUAUGGUAUCAAUCUCUAUUUCUAAUUAGAUUUUGUGCUAUUAUAGUUUUUUUUAAAUUGAGUACUGGUGCAACAUUCAUUAAAAUGGAUUUGCAAAGCUUGUACAAGAACAUGGAUGUAUCUCACCUCUCUGUAGACGAGGUUGAGCAUGAGUUGCUGAUACGGAACAUUCUAUUUGAUUUGGACGAACAUGAGAGUAAGAAGAGAAGAAAGUUGAAAGAUCGUAUGCGUGAAGAACGAGAAUUGGAUUCGGUUGUGCACUCAGUGACUUGGAGAGAAGCGAAUGAGGAGAUGACGAUUAUCAACUCGAAGAUCUUGAUUAUCGAAGGACUGUUAGCCAGUUCAAAAUGUGAUGUACGGCAGAGGGAAAAGUUGAGAACCCGCUUGAUCCACUACAGAGUGAGAAUUUUUUCGCUCUUUCGUGCGCCUCAGGCUCGUAGAUAUCAGACCGAAGUGACAAAGCUAGGUAGAAAGGUAGCAGAAAUAGUCGAAAAAUACUUUCCCGAUUACGCCUUGGUCGACGGUGAUAGCUGCAAGCCACCGAAGACAUUUGAACAAGAUUUGAGCUUGGCAAUUGAAGAUGUGCGUAAUGAAUUGGAAAUGCUGAACGAAACCGCUUGCGGGAAUGAUUUGCAGGAUACGGAAGAAGAGGCAAGCGGUGGAGUAAAGCCAACCUUAGAGUCGAAACGAAGGACUAUGGAAAGAUCAGUACAGAGAUCGAAAGAAAUUUUGGACAAGUUGACAGAUUAUGAGAAAGGAAAAGUAGAAAAUGUGGGUGAUUUGGUGAGGCAUUUCCGGGAUUUUGUGAUAGCUACAACAAAGCAGGAAGAAGAUAGGAGAAAAAGGGAGAUUGAGAUUGAAGAGAGGCGAAUGAAACAGGCAGCCGAGGGUAUAGAGAGGAAGAAAAGAUUGGAAAAGCUUCUGGUCGACCUUAAUGAGAAAAUCAAAAUCGAGCCGACAGUGAUUCCCAAGCAGGAAAGAGACUUGCCAAUUGAAGCGGGUGUUUCGGACAAAAAUAAGUUUGAGCCCAGAGUCAAACAGGGUUUGCUAAAGUCUGAUUCUGAAGACCAGUUUCAAACUCCAUCUGGCAGUUCUGAUGAACGGCCACCGGAGAAAAACCUCAAAUUUAGGAAAACCAGCAGGGAUAAUCGGGAGUUAAACGUUCGUAAAUCCGGAAAGCGACCACGAAAGCUGAGCGUCUCAUCAGAGUUUUCAUAUGAGUCCAGCGAGAGUGCUUGGUCUUUUUAUUCCAACCAAGCAAGUUCCGCAGACUCGGAUAGGCCACGAAGAGUUCAGGAGCGAGUUAGAAGAGAAGUAAGGCAGAGAGAUAGGAGGGAACACCAAAGACCUCUCAAACGGAUCCCGAUGUCCGAAUGGCGAAUAAAAUAUGACGGAAAAGAUGGGGGUAGAAGAUUGGCGGAAUUUCUAAAAGAGGUGAAGAUGAGACGCAGGGCUGAAAGCAUUUCGGAUCGCGAGCUGUUCAGAGGUGCGAUUCACCUUUUCUCAGGGAGAGCCAAGGAUUGGUUUAUUGAGGGCAUGGAAAACCGAGAUUUCAGAAACUGGGGUGAACUGAAAUCCGAAUUGAAACGUGAAUUUCUUCCGCCAGAUCUCGAUUUUCAACUCGAGAUACAGGCAACAAAUCGACGACAAGCUCGUGGAGAGAAAUUUGUUGAUUAUCUCCACGACAUGUUGAAGAUAUUCCAAUCUAUGACUCGACCAAUAUCUGAAAGGAGGAAGUUUGAAAUUAUUUGGAGGAACAUGCGAUUUGAUUACAAGAACGCCAUGACUGGUGCUGGAAUCAAGUCAAUUUCUAAAUUAAAACGGUAUGGCAGAAUUGUCGACGAAAAUAACUGGAGCAUUUUCCAAAAGCCGCUCGACAAUUUGAACAAGCCUCGUUCCAAUCAGUUGAAUGAAAUUUCGACUGGCCAUAAAUUAAAAACCCUCAAACCGAAGGAUAAACCGAAACAGACAGAGCAAACCCCUACACAUGAGAGACAGAAGGCAGAAGAUAGGACUCAGUCGAAGGGGACUCCAGGGGACCCACCACAACCGAUGGAAGGUACCUCAAAGGGUACCUUACAAGAAUUGGCAAACCAAUACAAGCGUCCACCGAUUGGUACGUGCUACAAUUGUAGACAACGGGGACACCACUAUCCCGAAUGUGAGGAACCUAAAAGGAAAUUUUGUCGAAUGUGUGGCUUCUUGGGAGUUCUCACAAAAACUUGUCCGGCUUGUCCAAAAAACUCGGAGAGCUCAGCUUGAGGGA